UGAAGUAUGAUUAGCUUGGAGCUGACGAACCAUUAUUCUGGAAAGUGCAUAAGAAAAUCGACCAAAGUGGAGGCAGACGAAUUAGAUUUGGAAGAUGGCGGGAGCGAACGACUCAAAUAAGUCGGAGAUAAAGCAACGAUUUGAUGAUGUUUGCCAUGAACUUAACAUGGAUGAAGCUACGGCAGUGUCUGCCUGGGAAACGUAUGAAAGGAUUGAACGAAAUUAUACGCUAGAGGGAGAUGGUUUACACUGGCUUGCUUGUGGACUGUAUUUAUCUGGUCGAAAAAUGGUUGUACCGACUGCAGACGAAAGCGCUGUAGUUCGGGGGAAUUGCGUCUCGCUCACUAGACUUCUCCGGGCUACGAAAUUGAGUUUGAUCCAGUUUUUCCAAAAGAUGAAGAAGUGGCUGGAUAUGACAAACUCGGAGGAUUUUAGAAAGAAGAUCGAACGGUUGAAUCGAAAUUUUGCCGUGGUUUCUGUCAUAUUUAAAAAAUAUGACAACAUAUUCUUCCAAAUUUUUAAACCACCUGUGCCAGUGGAGACAACGAAAACUCAUCGGUCUCGUAAACCACGGAAAGUCCCGUGUACUGUUUUAGAGAUUUAUAAGUUCUGUUGGACACUUUUUGUGCUUGCAAAAGGUAAUUUUCCAGCCAUAAGUGAUGACUUGGUUAACUCCUAUCAUCUCCUUCUGUCAUGUCUUGAUUUGUUUUAUGGAAAUGCCAUUUCAACACGACACACUAAAGACAUGGUUAAACCAGAGUUCAUGGAAGCUGUGCUCAAUUAUACAAUUCAAAAGGAGUCAAAAGUUGCUACAAAUGUUUCUUGUAUUGUGGGUUAUUUAUGUGAUAGUUAUGAUGGUUUGCCCAUUGAAGCCAAGCAAAUCAGAGAACAUCAUUGGAAACCCUACAUUGAAAAACUGUUCAAAAGAAAGACUUUAAAAGGUGUGGAAAGGACCUUUGCAGGUUUACUGGAGCUGAACAACUUUGAAGCAAAUGGAAAAAGUGUUUCUAAUGAGUAUGAGGAAUAUGUUCUGUCAUCUGGAGAUUUUGAUGAACGAGUCUUUCUUUCCGAGAAUGCUGACGACGAGAUUGGGACGCCUCGUAAAAUCAACCAAUCAGAAAUUGAUAGAAGAAACGUGGAAGAGUAUUUAACAAAGACGAGAAGUUUGGCUCCUCAAACACCACUUACUGGACGACGUUAUCUCAAAGACAAAGAUCCAAAUGUGACUCCUGUCUCGACGGCUACACAAUCUGUCAGCCGUCUUCAGUCGUUACUAGCAAGAUGUAAGCCAGUCCCAAGUGAAGGGCUUUUAGCCAUUUUCAAUGAGUGCAAAACUAACCCGCAACAGGAAAUUGAAAAUCGUGUGAAUGAGUUGGGCGAACAAUUCAGUCUUAAAUAUACCCAGCCGUCCAGUGUUCGACCAGAUUCACCUAGUUCGACUAAAGAAUUUGCAGAUAAUCGUUGGAAAUUGGCAGCCACGUUAUAUUACAAGGCAUUGGAGUCCAUUGCUCGCUCAGAGAAAAAGCGUCUUCAAACACAGUUAGAUUUAACGACGUUACUAGCACAAGACGUGUUUCACCGCUCGCUGGUUGCAUGCUGUCUUGAAAUUGUCAUAUUUUCUUACAACUCGCAAAGAACAUUUCCCUGGAUCCUGGAAGUUUAUGAGUUGAGUCCAUAUUUCUUUUACAAGGUGAUUGAGGUGUUAAUCAGGGCUGAAGAUGGUUUGUCUAGAGAUGUUGUCAAACAUUUGAAUUAUAUUGAAGAACAGAUAUUGGAGACGAUGGCUUGGCAAAGUGAUUCACCACUCUGGGCGGCUAUCAAUACCUUACAUCAAGUACCGUCAUGUGAGGACGUCACAAUCCCACAAAAUAUAGAACAUGUAGCCUCCCUAAGGUCUCCUAUCAUUCAUCCAAGAGUCGAGAGAAUAUCUGGAGAGGAGUCGUUAAAAAGAGGUGUUCCUAGUUCCCCUGCGGUCUCUGCGCACGACCGUUUCUCGUCUCCAGUUCACCCAGGUAGAGCAUGUCGCAAUCUCUUCUCAGGAGGUUCUGGGACGUCUGCAAUGACCGCUGUACCAGCUUCGCUGAACACUUCGUCCUCGUCAACAAAUCAAGCAUCGGCUGAAAAACAAGAGAUUCCGCGUGUGCCAGCCAGCCUUCCAAUUAACACGGCUGAUAAAUCAACCAAUGGUAAUCCAGCACGCUCCCCUCUCCCCAGUCCUGUAAAGCUGACGUCAGCCCCCGCAACUCCGGACAAAGAAGCGAUGUUAAGACCGAAGAAAACUGGGUCAAUUGCGCUGUUCUUUAGAAAAGUGUAUCACUUAGCCAGUGUUCGUCUUCGAGAUCUUUGUCUCAAAUUAAACAUCAAGGAUGAUUUACGUGGAAAGAUCUGGACGUGUUUUGAACAUUCUUUGAUGAGCUCAACAGAGUUGAUGAAGGAUCGACAUUUGGAUCAGAUUCUUAUGUGUUCCAUAUAUGUCAUGGGAAAGGUUGCAAACAGUGAAAUAAAAUUUCAAGAUAUUAUGAGACAUUAUCGCACUCAACCCCAGGCAGCAAGUCAUGUGUAUCGUAACGUUCUUCUUAAAGCGAAGAAAACAAAAUCUGGAAGUACGAGCAGCAAUGAGAGCGUCAAAGUCAAAAGUGAACCAAACAGCGCUCGUGCCAGUCCUACUCUUAACAUUGUCAGUAGUGCUCCAUCAAGCCGCAGUACCAGUCCACAAAUGCGCAGUGCCAGUGCUAUCCCAUCAACACCCCCUCCGUCUCAUAUGACCCCUGUUGGGAUGUCACAAUCCAGUCCCAAUGAGAACGACCGCGGGGAUUUGAUUGAGUUUUAUAACAAGGUUUACAUCAAACGAAUUCAGAAAUUUGCCCGCAAGUUCUCUUCUAAUGAUAAUACUCUUGAUGCUCCACCACUUUCACCGUUGCCAGUCGCGAGGCAUCAGCCUCAUUCUCCACGCAGGCGAGUUACCUCGGGUCAACCUGUGUACAUAUCGCCGCGUAAGAACGGCAUACCAUUGACAUGCAAUUCGCCUCGAAUAUCAUACAGUUUUAAAGAAAGUCCCUCGGAGAACUUACAAAAUAUUAACGCAUUGUUGAGCAGUUGCAAUGGUAACUCGCGAAAACGGUUGCUAUGCGACAACGACGAUGACGACGAUUAUGAAAAAUCAGCAAAACAAAGUGCAACUAAUGGUUUUAUGGCACGAAAAUUACAGGAUAUGUUGGCUGAACGAGAAACUCCCGCCAAGAGAUGAAGAUGAGCCCGGUAUGAUUUUGCAGGACCGAAAAUUAAUUUGAAGUUAAUAACUUUAACUUUUUAAUAGUGGGAAAAAUAAGAUGAAAUGACUCUGGUUCAAGAUAAAACAAAGAGAGAUAGUACAUAAAGUAACGAUAAAAUCGUUGUGUUUUAACAUAGCGUAAUGUUUUAGUUGAACGCACUGGUAGAAUUUUAUGUAAUUCCUGCAUGUAGUGAUUAAUUUA
Molecule: messenger RNA, 3473 nt
Organism: Dendronephthya gigantea
Lineage: Eukaryota; Metazoa; Cnidaria; Anthozoa; Malacalcyonacea; Nephtheidae
Product: retinoblastoma-like protein 2
Biological process (GO): negative regulation of G1/S transition of mitotic cell cycle; cell differentiation; regulation of transcription by RNA polymerase II
Cellular component (GO): nucleus; chromatin; transcription regulator complex
Molecular function (GO): RNA polymerase II transcription regulatory region sequence-specific DNA binding
Source: RefSeq, a predicted model, not a curated record